CUAGGAGACAACUAGUUUGGUUAUGGCUACAUUGUGGAGGUCAAUCACUUCUUUCUCGCUCUAAAGCUCCUUUUCAAUGCUACCGCACUGCCGCAUUACGUCAUUCGAAGACUUUAAAUCAAAAGCUCUGGCUUCAAAUAUCGCUUACUGCUGCAACACGACACUUGCUCUGCAUUUAACAGCCUCUUUUUGUUACAAGCCAUACUCGUUCUCAUCUCUUCUUUGACCCCAAUACAUAUAAGCAAUGGAGCCCCGACAUCCACCCUUCAAAAUUGCACGCUUUUCAGACCUGGGGAUUGGACUUCAUUCCUGGAAUAUGGAGAACAAUGAGUGUAAUGGAAGAGAAGAGUCAUCUCCAAUUGGGCUAGGACUUGAGCUUGGAAGUGGGUCUGGUAAAAAAUCAACUAGCACAAAAUCUUGGGGUUUCACAAUUUUUCAGCUUCAGGAGCUACAUCUCCAAUCUCUUAUCUACAAGUACCUGGAAGCUGGGCUUCCUGUGCCUUACCAUCUUGUUAUUCCAAUAUGGAAGAGUGUAGCUAAUUCCUUUAGCAGUCUCAGCGGUGGUCUCCAUCAACUCUUUCCUAGCUUUUUGCGGUCUGGAUCCAUGAAUUUGGAGAUGAGGAAUGGGUUGGAUUCAGAACCAGGGAGAUGCAGAAGAACGGAUGGGAAAAAAUGGAGAUGUAGCAAAGAAGCUAUUCCAGAUCACAAGUACUGUGAGAGGCAUGUAAACAGAGGGCGCCACCGUUCAGGAAAGCUUGUGGAAGCUUCAGCGCGUACCGGCAUGAAAACCACCGUUAAUGCCAAUAUCAAUCUCUCCAUCUCACUCCCAGUAGCAAAUAGCACCACUGCUUAUUCUCCAAAGAGUGUUCGUCUUCAACCGUCUUGACUGUAUUCAAGCUGUUAUGUAAUGAACUUAAUGGGCAUCACCAUGAAUUCAGCUUACUUUUGCUUUAAUAUGCAACU
Messenger RNA from Pistacia vera, 963 nucleotides. Its product is annotated as growth-regulating factor 10-like. The transcript is spliced from 3 exons. Lineage: Eukaryota; Viridiplantae; Streptophyta; Magnoliopsida; Sapindales; Anacardiaceae. Gene Ontology annotation, molecular function: ATP binding. The record is from RefSeq and is a predicted model, not a curated record. Gene Ontology annotation, biological process: regulation of DNA-templated transcription; DNA-templated transcription; developmental process. Bases 245 to 886 code for a protein of 213 amino acids. Gene Ontology annotation, cellular component: nucleus.